CCCUGACCACAUCCUCAUGAUUGCGUUUGUUUGUCACUUUGGAAUUGUUUAAGCAUUUAUCUUUGUAAUUCGCAUCCAACACCAUGGCGGAGAUGCCCAUUGUGCUCGACGGAGGAACCGGUUUCCUCAAGGUCGGAUAUGCUGCGCAGAACUUCCCCGAGCAUCAGUUCCCCUCAAUAGUGGGGCGGCCCAUACUGCGAACUGAGGAACAGGCUGGCGACAUUGUUGUCAAGGAUAUUAUGUGCGGAGAUGAAGCUGCCGCUGCCAGAUCAAUGCUUCAGAUCAGCUAUCCUAUGGAAAAUGGAAUAGUGAAAAACUGGGAUGACAUGCAACAUCUAUGGAACUAUACCUUUUAUGAGAAGUUGGGCAUUGAUCCCACCGGUCGCAAAAUCCUUCUUACCGAACCCCCCAUGAAUCCCUUAAAGAACCGCGAGAAGAUGGCUGAGGUUAUGCUGGAAGGCUACAACUUCGGUGGUGUAUAUGUCGCUAUUCAAGCUGUGCUUGCACUAUACGCCCAGGGUCUCAGCAGCGGUGUGGUUGUCGACUCCGGUGAUGGUGUCACGCACAUUAUCCCGGUAUACGAAUCUACAGUUCUGAAUCACCAUAUCCGUCGAUUGGAUGUCGCGGGCCGUGAUGUCACCCGCAACAUGAUCGCCCUCCUCCUUCGCCGCGGUUAUGCCCUGAACCGUACGGCCGACUUCGAGACGGUGCGCCAGAUUAAGGAGAAGCUUUGCUACGUUUCUUAUGAUUUGGAGUUGGACAAACAGCUCUCGGAGGAUACAACUGUUCUUGUCGAGUCCUACACUCUCCCCGACGGUCGGGUCAUCCGUGUAGGAAGUGAGCGUUUCGAGGCUCCCGAGUGUCUCUUCCAGCCGCACCUGGUGGACGUGGAUCAGCCCGGUAUCGCCGAAAUGCUCUUCAACACCAUCCAGGGCGCCGAUGUGGAUGUUCGCUCCAGCUUGUACAAGGCUAUCGUGCUCAGUGGAGGAAGCAGCAUGUACCCUGGUCUGCCAUCACGACUGGAGAAGGAGCUGAAGCAGCUGUGGCUCACACGUGUAUUGCACGGAGACCCGGAGAGGCUGAAUAAAUUCAAGGUGCGGAUUGAGGACCCGCCAAGACGGAGACACAUGGUCUUCCUGGGCGGUGCUGUCCUUGCUAACCUGAUCGCCGACAAGGAGGAUAUGUGGGUCAGCAAACAAGAAUGGCAAGAACAGGGUGCUCGUGCCCUGGAGAAGCUUGGACCCAGAUAAACGUAAAACCGUUGUUCACCUCUUUCCCCCCCCCCAUUUUCCUAAUCUAUUUAAACACCUUCCUUACUGCCCAUGUACAGCAUCCUCUUAUCUCUGGGAGAUCGCCCUUGAUGUUCAUGUCAUAUAGGGAUCUAAGGACAGCGUGCACUGCGCCCUACAUUUC
Molecule: messenger RNA, 1413 nt
Organism: Aspergillus pseudonomiae
Lineage: Eukaryota; Fungi; Ascomycota; Eurotiomycetes; Eurotiales; Aspergillaceae
Product: actin-related protein 2
Exons: 7
Coding region: 84-1250 (388 amino acids)
Biological process (GO): Arp2/3 complex-mediated actin nucleation
Cellular component (GO): Arp2/3 protein complex; actin cortical patch
Molecular function (GO): actin filament binding
Source: RefSeq, a predicted model, not a curated record